CUGAACGUCCGGCAUGAAAGCGUACGCGCCGACGGACCUCGAUGUCCUGGCCGCUAUCGUGUUGGGAUGGAUGGUCUAUCAGGUGCUCAGAACGGUCUGGAGACAGCAUUUUAGACGAGCACUUGACCUGACAACGUGGUCGAAAGAUACUAUCCGGGUGGAAAGGAUUUUGUGUUAUCCCAUCAAAAGUGCUCGAGGGAUAGAUCUUCAGGAGGCUGAACUCGGGGCUACUGGCUUGCAGUACGAUCGACAAUGGGCUAUCCUGGACAAAAAGACGCUCAGAGGCGUAACCGGUGCCAACACGCCACAGACCGUUCUUGUUCAACCCUCUAUCAACAGAACCCGCAGAACACUUGAGGUGUGCAUCCCAUCCCGGCCAGACCUCCCAUCCUUCUCGGUCCCACUUGCACCACCUGCAUCGACCAGCGCAGGUUGGGCGAAGGUCCGUGUCAACAAACCAGAUAGAACGUCCGCCGGAGAGGGUUAUGAUGCUCUUAUUCCCAGCGAAGAGGCUAACGACAUCUUGAGCCAAUUCUUUGAGCGCGACUGUAUUCUCGUUAUGAAAGGACCGGAAAUGCGCCUAAGUCUUGCGGACCCAGAUGGCACGGGAAGCGAGCAGCUGCAAUGGCAAGACAAGCACCACUUCCUGAUCACAUCUGUCGAAUCGUGCCGUGACGUUCUCGGGCGAACAUUGGCCAUUGCGCGAAACGCGGAUCCGACGCAAAGGCCGGGCGGGUUUGAUGUUGACCGCUGGGGCACCGAACAGGACGAAAAGCUGUUUAUGGAACGUUUCCGGCCGAAUAUCGUUGUCUCCGGAGUAACCAAGCCAUUCGCGGAAGAUGCGUGGGCCAAGGUCUCCGUCGGGGGUGUUACCAUGACGGUGGUAUCCCGCUGCGACCGGUGUAUAUUCACAACCGCUGAUCUUGCCUCCGGAGAAUAUGACAAAGCGGUGCCUCUGAAGGUCAUGCAGCCGUACCGACGAGUGGACUCAGGAUCGAAAUACUCACCUUGCUUUGGGGUAUAUGCCAAGAUGGACAAUGACUAUCCUCGAACUAUCCGCGUGCAAGAUGUUGUGGAGGUGCUAAGGGAGGGUAAACACACUAUCGUUGCCCCGCCAUUCUAUGUGGGAGGCUGACUCCAGUAGUAAACGUUCUCGGCCUCCGACUCAAAAGUUCGAGGUUCACUCAGCGUGUGGGGGCAGCUGGCAUCGUCAUUGCUCAGAACCAUGUUCACCAGUGACUGCCAAUAAAUAACAUCGAAGAGGCAGGUCCCUGUGGCUUCCCGGAAGCGUCAGGAACCUCUGGUGAUCUGAAGGCGUCCGACUUUCCUCAACCUCGGUGACUUCAGUGGUGAAGGGGCUACCGAU
Messenger RNA from Punctularia strigosozonata HHB-11173 SS5, 1366 nucleotides. RefSeq lists its product as uncharacterized. Bases 14 to 1135 code for a protein of 373 amino acids. Lineage: Eukaryota; Fungi; Basidiomycota; Agaricomycetes; Corticiales; Punctulariaceae. The record is from RefSeq and is a predicted model, not a curated record. The transcript is spliced from 9 exons. Gene Ontology annotation, molecular function: catalytic activity; pyridoxal phosphate binding; molybdenum ion binding.